Pungitius pungitius (ninespine stickleback) is the source of this 3179-nucleotide messenger RNA. RefSeq names its product transcription factor AP-2 alpha (gene tfap2a). The record is from RefSeq and is a predicted model, not a curated record. The coding region runs from base 576 to 1850 and encodes 424 amino acids. The transcript has 7 exons. Gene Ontology annotation, cellular component: nucleus. Gene Ontology annotation, molecular function: DNA-binding transcription factor activity, RNA polymerase II-specific; RNA polymerase II transcription regulatory region sequence-specific DNA binding. Gene Ontology annotation, biological process: regulation of cell population proliferation; regulation of transcription by RNA polymerase II; anatomical structure development. Lineage: Eukaryota; Metazoa; Chordata; Actinopteri; Perciformes; Gasterosteidae.
CUCUCCCCAUCGCUGAUUAGAUAUACUGAUUCCUCCUUUCAAUGGACGUCAUUUAAAGCGCAGACUCCUGCCUUGAGUUGCGUCCUCCGCUUCACGCCCGAUUUCCGACCGCUCUUUUCCUUAUUAUUAAGUAUUCCUGCGGUAUUAACAGUCAUGAAUACGUUCUAUUAGGAGUCCGAGAGGGAGACGAAGAAGCGGCUCUUUUGCUAAUAUGAGCUCAAGCGAGGGGACGGCAGCACUGUGAUAGAAGCCAGGAGAGAAAGGGGAGAAAAGAGGGUUCCAACCAAGAGAAACUUUUCUACCCAAAUCUGCCAGCACCGACGAAUAUCUACAUUUUUUUUAGACCCACACGAAGGGCAGCGGGGAUCUAACCGUUUAUUUCUGAUGGAUUAUCGUCCUGCUUCUGUGGCACAUAUCUGACCGCCGGGGCCAUCGUGAGCUUUUCGGGAGAGAAGAGUCUUCUUUCGGGGGCUAUUUUUUGUUUGGCUGGUUAAUUCCAUUUGCUCGCCCCCCUCCCAACCCUAAACACUCAAAGUGUGUUUUUGAACUGAUUAUUCAAAAAUAAAUCCUUUGAAAUGUUAGUGCACAGUUUUUCCGCGAUGGACCGUCACGACGGCACCAGCAAUGGGACAGCCAGGCUACCUCAGCUGGGCGGCGUGGGCCAGAGUCCCUACACGAGCGCGCCUCCGCUCUCCCACACGCCGAACUCGGACUUCCAGCCCCCGUACUUCCCUCCGCCCUACCAGCCCAUCUAUCCGCAGUCUCAGGACCCUUACUCGCACGUCAACGACCCGUACUCCCUCAACUCCCUGCACGCCCAGCCGCAGCCGCAGCACCCGGGCUGGCCGGGCCAGAGGCAGAGUCAGGAGAGCGGCCUGCUGCACCAGCACCGCGGCCUACCCCACCAGCUGUGCCGGGAGUACCGCAGGGAAGUGCUCCUACCGUCCGGCCAUGGCAUCGAUACGGGACUGUCGGACUCUAUCUCUCUCCAUGGAAUACCUCACUCUUUAGACGACGUUCAGUCCGUUGAUGAUCAAGGAAUUCAUAUUCCCGACCAGACUGUAAUUAAAAAAGGUCCAGUGUCUUUAUCCAAGAACAACAACAUCUCCUCCAUCCCCGUAAAUAAGGACGGUCUUUUCGGAGGAGUGGUUAACCCCAACGAGGUGUUCUGCUCGGUUCCGGGUCGCCUGUCCCUCCUCAGCUCCACAUCAAAGUACAAGGUCACUGUGGCGGAGGUGCAGAGGCGCCUCUCGCCGCCCGAGUGCCUCAACGCCUCCCUGCUGGGUGGAGUGCUGAGGAGGGCCAAGUCUAAGAAUGGAGGAAGAUCCUUACGGGAGAAGCUGGAUAAAAUCGGCUUGAAUCUACCUGCGGGCAGACGUAAAGCUGCCAACGUCACGUUGCUGACGUCACUAGUCGAAGGCGAAGCGGUUCAUCUUGCCAGGGACUUUGGUUAUGUAUGCGAGACCGAGUUUCCAGCCAAGGCGGUAGCUGAGUAUGUAAACCGUCAGCAUUCCGACCCAAACGAACAAGUCCAAAGAAAAAACAUGCUGUUGGCCACAAAGCAAGUCUGCAAAGAGUUCACAGACCUGCUGUCCCAGGACCGCUCGCCGCUUGGGAACUCACGGCCGCAGCCCAUCCUUGAACCGGGAAUCCAGAGCUGUUUGACCCACUUCAGUCUAAUUUCGCACGGCUUCGGGACCCCGGCACUGUGCGCGGCAGUCACGGCCCUGCAGAACUAUCUGACCGAGGCUAUCAAAGCCAUGGACAAAAUGUACCUCAACAACAACCCCAACAGUCACUCAGAUAACGGCACUAAAGGCGGAGACAAAGACGAGAAGCACAGAAAGUGAUGUUUCCCUUUUCCACACCUGCACCGAAGGCCAACCCCCCCCCCCCCUCCCCUCCCAUCCAUGGGGGGCCGUUCUUCUACACCGGCCCCACACCCCUCCGCCUUGCCCCGGGCCCUCCACCCACCCAAUAUAAAUAUUAUAAAUACCUUAUAAAUAAUAUUGAUAAAGUUGAACGUGCCACUUUCUGAUCUUGCGCGGUUUUACAUGUUUUGUUUUUACAUCCCACUUUGGAUUCAAGGGGAAACGAGGCAAGAAUCUUCCUCUUCUUCCUCUUCUUCUUCCAACACCUGAACCAUAUGAAAUGUUAUUUUAAAAAAAAGAAAAAAAGAAAAGAAAAAAAGUGCUGCACCGGGACAGCUCCAGGUCGAGGAAAAGGUGUGUUGCCUCAGCCAGAGGACUUUUUAUGUACUCCCCUUAUUUUUUAUGAGCUGCAACGAACGGACUGCGAUCCAGCGAUCCCUCUAUAUCUCAAUUUUACGAUUGUGACAAAAAAAAACGAAGCAAAAAGAGGAUGAAUUCUUAUCAGUAUUGUGAAUAAUAAACUUGAAAAACAAAGAGAAAAUCCACAGAGCUCCAUGUCAUGACUUCAGUUGUAGACUCUCACUCUCUCCAAGCGACCAACGAACUUUUUUGAAUUUCCACACGAUUCGCAGUUAUAUAAGGGAAUCCGUGUUCAUGUAUGUAUAUAUUUAUUUAUGUGUAAUUUAAUGGGAAUUGUAAAUAUGGUGCGUCUGUUGAAACUUCUUUUUUUUAUUUAUCUGGGUCCUCCUGUUUUAGUGGGUUUGAAUAUUCGGUUAGUUCUUCAUGUGAUUUUAUGGUUCUUAGAAAACAGAAGUUUGGGGUAUUUUUUAUUUCUCUGGGAUAUUUCAAUUCAGCCCCCUUGUAGCAUGUUGAGGCGACAUUGAAGCAAGUGAACAAAUUGAAUAGAAAUAAACAUCCAUUUCGCUCUCUAUAUAUUAUCCUUAUUCAGUUUUUCUUUAAAAUUGAGACAGAGGUGAGACCCUGAGGAGCUGUUUGUUUUUUGUGUUCCUAUUUUCGUUUUUAUACAAACUUUUAUGUGUAGUGCCAAUCAGAAUACGUUUCACCUCUUGUUCUCUCCUUGAAGCACCAUAAAAGCAAUAAAUGGAAAAUUGUCUUUUUUUUAAUGUUGGAAGACAUUCAAAAAAACAUUUUUUGGGACCACCUGAUAUCUUGUUAUGUCCGAUAAUGUCCAAAAUUGGAGGCAGUUUUAGCUGUAUUGUAUAGACAUGUGCUGGCAAUAGUUCCCAUGCCUGUCAAUGUAUUAUAGUCCUUUGUUGCCCAGAAAAAAAAUAAAUAUUUGAUACGCUU